Molecule: messenger RNA, 2334 nt
Organism: Nicotiana tabacum (common tobacco)
Lineage: Eukaryota; Viridiplantae; Streptophyta; Magnoliopsida; Solanales; Solanaceae
Source: RefSeq, a predicted model, not a curated record
AUGAGUUCUAUGCGGAAAUUAGAGCUUGGAGGUUUUAAUUCCAACUCGACCAACAUCUUACAAUCCCUAAAAUCAUUCUCAUCUCUCCACUCGCUUUCUUAUAGAGAUAGUAAUCUCACAGCUCCGACCAUCACUUACGGUUGGUGUGAACUCAAAAAUAUUCAAGAGCUAGCAUUCACUAACAACAAUUUUGAGGGAACACUUCCUUCAUGUCUUGGAAACUUGACAUCAGUUAAAUGGUUGGGUUUGCAAGGGAACAACUUCACUGGAAAUAUAGACUUACAUCCUUUUUGGAGAAGACUCACACCACUUGAGUUCCUUGAUAUUUCAUAUAACCAAUUUGAAGUUCCACUGUCAUUUAAACAGUUCGCCAACCAUUCAAAACUGACAUACUUGGAUGUUGGCCAUAAUACAAUAACUACAUACACCGAAUUUCAGAAUUGGAUCCCAAAUUUCCAGUUGCAACUUUUUGCUAUUCAUGGAUGUAUAAACCUUCAGAAAUUGCCUUCUUUCCUUCACUACCAGUAUGACUUGAGAAUUCUUGCUAUUGAUGGAAAUCAAUUGCCAGGAAACUUUCCAACCUGGUUGUUAGAGAAUAACACCAGACUUGGAGCUCUUUAUGCUAGAGAUAAUGCUUUCAUUGGACCGUUGGAGUUGCCAUCUUCUCUUCCCCGUCUACAUACUAUUGAUGUUUCUAAUAACACACUAAAUGGACAUAUUCCAACAAACUUUAGUUCUGCCUUCCCAAAGAUUAAUCGUUUGAACAUGUCACAAAAUUUGAUUGAAGGUCCUAUACCUUCUGGGGUUAGUGGCAUUUCUUUAAGAAUUGUAGACCUAUCUCAUAAUUUCUUGUCUGGAGGAGUUCCUAGUGAUCUGACUAGUUCUCCAUAUUUGCUCUACCUUCAGCUGUCAAACAACAGGUUGAAAGGGCAAAUAUUUUCGAAGAAUUUCAGAUCAAGUACACUAUCUUUUUUGUAUGUGAAUGGCAAUAACUUUGAGGGACCACUACCUAGUAACAUUUUUUUUAGAGACUUUAUUGUACUGGAUGCUAGCAACAAUAAUUUCUCUGGAGAGAUUCCGAGAUGGAUUAGAGAUAACUCAAAUUUAUUACAGCUUGAUCUUUCAAAAAAUCAUUUCGAAGGCUCGAUUCCCGUUGAAAUUUGCAAGUUGAAGAGCAUUAAGGUCUUAGCUAUGUCUGAAAAUAGACUUUCAGGCAUUAUUCCUUCUUGUGUGAGUGGUUUGCCCCUUGAUCACAUCCAUCUAGACAACAAUAAAUUGGGUGGUGGACUUGAAUAUCUUUCCAACAUCUCUUCUCUGAUUACAUUGGAUCUUGGCAACAAUAGUUUUACAGGAAGUAUCCCACACACCAUAGGCUCACUUUCCAAUCUGAACUUCCUUCUCCUCAACCAUAACCAAUUGGAAGGAAAUAUCCCAGCUCAGAUUUGCUUGUUGAACGAGUUGUCCAUCAUGGAUUUAUCUUUUAAUAAGAUUUAUGGUUCACUCCUUCCUUGUUUGGGAAACUUAAUACAAGCCAAAAGAGAUGGAAAAAUAAGGACUCUUAUAUAUGCUUCAUUUCCCAAGGAAGCUUGGUUAAAUUUCUUGACCUGGAAAAUUUCAACAAUGCACUACCAUAAUAGAUAUUCGAUGGGAGAAUCUAACUUCGGUAUGAUGGAUGUGGAAACUCAGGUCCAGUUUUCAACUAAAAGAAACACAUACACUUAUAAGGGAAGCAUUCUAAAAUACAUGUCAGGUAUUGAUCUAUCAAGUAAUAGAUUAACUGGUGAAAUUCCCAUUGAGCUGGGGAAUUUGAGCAAAAUACAUGCGCUGAAUCUAUCACACAACCAUCUCAUUGGAAGAAUUCCAGAAAGUUUCUCCUACUUACAUGAAGUUGAGAGUUUAGAUCUUUCCUACAACAGCUUGAAUGAGAGUAUUCCUGAAGGUCUACUUGAGUUACAUCCUUUGGCGGUGUUCAGCGUGACAUACAAUAACUUAUCUGGUAGAGUACCAGACUUUAAAGGUCAAUUCGGAACAUUCGACAAAAGCAGCUAUGAGGGGAAUCCAUUUCUUUGUGGUUAUCCAUUAGACAAUGAAUGUAGCAGUACUAAAUUGUCAAAUACCUCCAAGAAUGAAAGUGAUGAAUCUGACUUGGAUUAUAAGGAAAGUUUCUACAUCGGCUUUGGCGUGUCUUAUGGAGCAAUCUUGCUGGGAUUGGCUGCAGCACUCUGCUUCAAUCCUUAUUGGAGAAGAGCAUGGUUUAGGCUUAUUGAGACAUUGAUGCUCGCUUCUUACUAUUUUCUCUUAGACAAUGUUAGCCCUUUCAAGAAUUGGCGGUGA